Messenger RNA from Petromyzon marinus (sea lamprey), 2386 nucleotides. The record is from RefSeq and is a predicted model, not a curated record. NCBI's taxonomy places the organism in Eukaryota, Metazoa, Chordata, Hyperoartia, Petromyzontiformes, Petromyzontidae.
ACCAAUCAGAUCGCGGGAGGAGUGCGACCGUUACGAUUUGAAUUCCCAACGCUGAACGCCUGCGCGCUUGUGUGCGCGUGUUCGCGUUCAGUUUUUUUCUUAUUAUUAUUUUAAUCAUUAAAGUUCGCGAGUGUCAAGGUCCGGCCGUCACAGCCGCCGCCGGCACUCGAGGACGACGAGGCAGAGGGCCGCCCCCCCUCCCCGGGGCACGAGAAAGACCAUGGGGGACGGGCCCGGCGAGGGCUCGAGCCACAUGCGGGUCAUCGUGCGCGUGAGGCCGCCCAACGCGCGCGAGAUGGACACCAACCACCGACUCGUCGUGCAGGUGGUGGACGAGCAGAUGCUGGUGCUGGACCCCAAGGAGCAGGCGGAGCCCAGCUUCCUACAGGGGCGGCAGCUGCGGCAGCGCAACAUGCUGGCGCGCAAGCCCAAGGACCUGCGCUUUGUGUUUGACCGCGUGUUCGACGACACGGCGACGCAGCAGGAGGUGUUUGAGGGCUCCACGCGCUCGCUCGUCGAGGGCACGCUCAACGGCUUCAACUGCACGGUGUUUGCCUACGGAGCGACGGGCUCGGGCAAGACUCACACGAUGCUGGGAGCGCCGGGCAACCCGGGCGUGAUGUUCCACACCAUGGUGAGCCUCUACCGGCACAUCAACGACGUCCGGGACGAAAAGCGCUGCGACGUGGCCAUCUCCUACCUCGAGGUCUACAACGAGCAGAUCCGAGACCUGCUGAUCCCGUCGGGGCCCCUGGCCGUGCACGAGGACCCCCAGAAGGGCGUGACCGUCAAGAAUCUCACGCUGCACCAGCCUCAGACUGCCGAAGAGCUGCUCCAGAUGCUGGAGAGAGGAAACCUCAACCGGACCCAGCAUCCAACCGACGCCAACGCCACUUCGUCGCGCUCGCACGCCCUGCUGCAGAUCUACGUGAAGCAGCAGGAGCGCCUGGCCGGCAUCAGCCAGAGCGUGCGUGUCGCCAAGAUGUGCCUCAUCGACCUGGCGGGCUCGGAGCGCGCCACCGUCACGGCAAACCGCGGUGCCCGCUUCAGGGAAGGGGCGAACAUCAACCGCUCGCUGCUGGCACUCGGCAACUGCAUCAACGCCCUCGCCGACCCGAAGAACAAAAACCAGCACAUCCCGUACCGCAACAGCAAGCUCACGCGUCUGCUCAAGGACUCGCUGGGCGGCAACUGCCAGACGAUCAUGAUCGCGGCGGUGAGCCCCUCGUCUCUCUCCCUGGAGGACACCUACAACACGCUCAAGUACGCCAACCGGGCACGAGAAAUCAAGUCCGUGCUCAAGAGCAACGUGGUCAGCUUCGACUGCCACAUCAGCCGCUACGCCAAGAUCUGCACAGAGCUGCGGAAAGAGGUGGCGGACCUGAAGGUGAAGCUGCAAGCGUACGAAACGGGGCCCGCCCCGCCUCGCACGUCCGCGGUCGUCCACGGCGCCGCCCCGACGGCCGAGCGUCUUGACCGGCUUCGCUCGCUGCUCGGCGGCGUGCUGGAGGAGCGCCGCUCGGUCCGCCAGGAGUUGCUGCACGUGGACUCGCAGCUCAAGGAGAUGGCGCUGAGGAGCCACCAGCGGGAGCGCGACCAGGCCCGCGUGUGCCUGCUCUGCGACGACCACCGCACCGUCGACAAGGCGACGGGCCGGCUGGAGCGGUGCACGGCGGCGUCUCGGGCGCGGCGCGAGCACAUGGAGGAGCGACGGCGCGCCGUGGAGACCCGGCUCAAGGACAAUACGGAGCGGCUCAGGGUGCAGGCGGCGGCGGCCGUGCAGCCCUCGGACGAGCCCGACGGCGCCCUCUCGCAGUUGCUGGCGCUGGGCGUGAGCGGCAUGCAGCACGAGCAGGAGGCGGGGGGCCUGCGCGAGUGCCUGCAGCACGCCGGGCGGCUCGCUCGCCUCCACGACACGGACCGCCAGCACACGGAGCGGCUGGUGACGGCGCUGCUGCGGGUGGCGCGCAAGCAGUACGACUCGCUGGCGUCGGCCGGCCUGGCGGGCGCCGAGGAGAACGCCGACCUGGAGGAGGUGGUGCGUCUGGUGCGGCGCGAGCGCGCCGUCGUGUGGGCCGACACGGCCGCGGACGGCGACGCGAGCCGCGACGGCGAGGGCGGCGACGCCGGCGACGCCGGCGGCGGCGGCGGCGACGCGCCGUGCGACGGCAGCGUGCGGAGCGCCGUGGAGUUCACCCUGCCGGGGUUGGUCACGCUGUUCGGCGCGGGAGAGGCGGCGGCGGCGGCGCCGGCCGGCCGGGACGCACCACCCGCGGGUGAGCCGGGUGCACGGGAGCGGGGGCUGGGGGGGGUGGGUGUGGUGGUGAGUCGCCGCCCUGACCCACCGCCGCUGUCGACGGGAUUCCUCGUCGCCACCGUCGUCUGA